CUUUCCGCCUCACAUACCAUGGGCGUCAAGCAAAAGACAAAGUGGGGCUCGUAUCAGGGCACUGCUUCGAAACUGGUCAUAGGCUUGGACAUUGGCACGACUUACAGCGGUGCUGCCUACGCUUUCCUCCGACCUGGAGAAGAGCCAAAAGUGGUCAAUGUAUGCAAAUUCCCGAGGCAGCGACCGGGCGAAGGCUCCAAGGUCCCAUCCGUCCUCUUGUACUCGCACGAUGGGCAUUGCCUCGCUGUGGGUAGCGAAGUGGCCGAAAUGGAGGCGGUCAGCGCAGGUCCGACUGGCAGCAAGCUGCACAAGGCAGAGUGGUGGAAGCUGGCCCUCUGUCGAGAUGAUCACCAAUCACGCAUCAAGGUGCAAGGCGCUACCAAAGACUCGGCCUUUCGCUACGACAAGGUGCAGCAGAUCCGUCUGCCGCCUGGCAAGAGCGCAAAAGAUUGCUACGUCGACUUUAUAAAGUGGAUGAUGCGCUGCGUCGAGUCGUACAUCAGGGACAAUAUCGCCUCUGGUGAAGCGCUCCUCAAAGAGACUAGCGCUUCGCGUGUGAUCGUCUGUGCCCAUCCGAAUGGCUGGGAAGGCUCGCAGCAAGAAGCUCUUAGGAGAUGCUUUGUCGAUGCUGGUGUCGUCGCUUCCGACAGGGCCAAGGCGCAGAUUCGCAUGGUGACGGAAGCCGAGUGCUCCUUGACCUAUGCUCUCAUGUCCCAGUCCAUGGCCAGCUGGACAGAGUGCGGAUCGCAAAUCGUCAUUGCGGACUGUGGAGGUGGCACGGUGGAUAUCAGCGCAUAUGCCGUCCAAGCUGUGGAGCCGAUUCUCUCCGUGCGAGAAGCCGCCAUCUCUCAAUGUCUUGUGGCAGGUGCGACUCUGGUCGAUGAGCGUGUGGCCCAGCACGUCAGAGCGCGCCUUCAAGGCACCAAGUACGGCGACCCUGAAGACGUUGCCAAGAUCACGCAAGACAUCAUCAAGACGAUGAAAGAGUCGUUUACAAACGAGCGCACCCCCGUGUACGUUCGUGUAGGAGGUCCCAUGGAUGUGGAUGAACCUCUGAGCGUCAUCAAGGGCCAGCUCGUCAUACCGGGACAGACCAUCAGCGGAUUUUAUCAGCCCUCGAUCGAAGCGACUGCUGCUGCCAUCAGAGAAUCGAUCGCCUCUCUGCCCGCUUCGAGACACGCACGAGUGGCUCUUGUUGGCGGCUUUGCCGAAUCGACGUUCUUUAGGGAUCAGCUCAGAGCGCGAUUGGGAGGCCAGGUGUCCGUCGCGAAGCCCGACAGCUCGGCCACCAAGGCCGUGGCGCAUGGUGCCGUUGCGUGGGCCAUCGAAGGGGCGGUCAAGUCGCGACGGUCAAAGAUGGCGUACGGGGUGCGCGUGUCGGUGCCUUUUGACAAGACCAAUGCAGAGCAUGCCGAGCGAUCUGGACGCAUCUUCAUAGGCGCCGACUCGCGGCCCAGACUUCCGCACGCUUUCCAAACGCUUCUCAGCAAGGAAGCAGAGCAAGGAUCUGAAGAGGAUGUGGAGUACACCUUUGGCCUCACCAAAGGCGUCGACGAGCCCUUGACGGGUGCAUUCGACUUGCUCUGCUACCGCGCAGACGGCACGCCCCCAGCCUUUAUCGAUGACGAUGACGACCGUUUCGACACUCUUUGCAGGCUAGACGUCGAUCUCGAGCGUAUCAGCAAAGCCUUGGACGUGCAGACCACUGGCAACGGUCUCAAGUAUCGUUCGGUCAAGUUUGUCGUCAAGCUCAGUCUUGGUGCCACGGAGCUGCAAGCGCAAUGGGUGCACAGCGGUAUCUGCGAGGUCACUGGCGACGCCGCCGUCGUCUUUCUCGAGGAUCUGGAUCAUUUCCGCAAGCCCGCCGAGCCGAUGAUUGCGGCACCAGAACAACAGGUCGACUCGGGCGCUCUGCUGCUGGACCUCCAUCGCGAGCCGGCACAAAGUCGUCCCGUGCACGCGCCUGUGCACGCGCCUGUGCACGCGCCUGUGCACGCGCCUGUGCACGCGCCUGCGGUUGAUGCGGCUCGGCCGAUGCCGUACCAUUAUCCUCGGACAGAUGCCGGUCCGAGGAUGCCGAGCCCUGUGCCCUCGAUUAGCGGAAGCAGCAUCUCUCGCAUAGCGCUGUCAGAUGGGGCGCACUCUGCUCAAGAGGAGGAGAUUCUCUCCCAAAAAGCGCGCAUCGCAGACCUCGAAAGUCAGUUGCGUUCCUUGAAGGCUGGCGAUGCACCUCGACGCUCUAGACCCACAAGCUCGAGCGCUGCAUACUCGACACCACCUUUGUCGGCAGCAUCGGAUGGUUUCGCCGACAUCCACGGCGCCGCAUCGCCCUCGACUCUCCCGACUAGGCAGCAGCAGCCUGCUCAUCCAUUUUUUGGAGCCCUUGCCGCUCAGCAGCGUCGCUCGAUCAUGCAAACGGUGGACGCACCUCUUUCCCCUCCUUCAGAUUGGGACCAAUCUCCACGUUCUGCGGAUCGCAGCGUCACCAGAAACACUCGUGGGAACGCAUUGGAACGUCUCGAUGCCGCACCAGAGCACCAGGGUGAACAUCACCACAUGCGUACUCGGCGUCAUCACCAUUUGCGCGUGGACGAUAUCGAUGACUGGCAACGUCGGGCACAGAGACUGGGGCCCGAAAGCCCUGGUUCAAGUCGUGGACCUCUUGCGUUUGAUGCGCGGGAACAGCUCGAAGAGCUUUUGCGCAAGAACAGCUCGCUGGACUCGCGCUCCCGCUCCCGCUCCCGCUCCCGUUCCCGCUCGCGCACACCAUCUCCUCUUGUCAGACCACAAGCGCGCCGCCCGCACGUUAUGCGAGGCGAUUGGUCUGCAGCACAAGCGGCGCUCACCGCGCCCGAAUCCAGUGCCUCGGCCGAGCAACGCGGGCACACGAGGCUGCAGGCCAAGUAUUCGGAUCGCGCGCCGGAAACUUUUGUUGAUGAGUUGGGCAUCACGCGGACCAAGAUCCCGCACGGAUACUGUGCACCGGCCUGGAAAGUCCAUCGAACGCUGGAGCGACUCGAGAUGCUGAGGUUCGGAGACGAGUUCAUCUCGGCAAAAGAGGCGCGGCGAUGCGAGCAAGACCUCGAGAGGCAGCUAUACGUCGACGUGGCGCGUUGGAAUCAACAACAAGCUCAGUCAUUCGCCGCACACGCGAGUGCUGGCACGCACGCGGACAGCGAUGUGGAUUAUGGACGGCUUCAUCUCGAGCGAUAUGCUCGAGAGCUAGAAGAGCAAGAGCGCCGCCAGCAAAAGCUGGAAAGGGUGACACCUGAUGCAUUGCGGCGAGAGUUCAGCGGCCAGGACGUGGCGCUUCCUCAGCGUCUCAGGUCAGAGCUCCGGCAGCAUCAAGACUUGACCAGACUGGCAGGGCGCAAGCACGCUGAAGGUUCGGCGCAGAUGUUCACAAGUUCCGUCUUAUCACCAACAGAGGGGCAUCCGACAGCCUUGCACGACAGUCCGAUAGAUAACGCAGACGACACGAGGCGGCCCUUUCGCGGGCGCACGCACCUCCCCCAAAGACAAGAGACUGCCCCUCCCCCAUACCCCGACUUUUUCUCCCACACGCACGAAGCGUGAGACAGCAAACAAGCAUGAGCGAUGUAAGACGUUGGCUGACGCUUGGGUUGGCGCAUCCUGAAAUUCAACACUUUUGCGGUCUCGUG
Molecule: messenger RNA, 3662 nt
Organism: Ceraceosorus guamensis
Lineage: Eukaryota; Fungi; Basidiomycota; Exobasidiomycetes; Ceraceosorales; Ceraceosoraceae
Exons: 8
Coding region: 19-3576 (1185 amino acids)
Source: RefSeq, a predicted model, not a curated record